CAGGUCUCAGUGGCCUGACAUGAGCUUAGCUACCGUCGACGACCCAGCGCGUUUAGAGCUCCAACUACUGGCAACAUCGGGAACAGAGGAAUCAGGCAUUACCCUCUACGACACCAUUCACAACUCGCUCGUCUUGAGACACGUAAUCUCCUAUCUGCCUGUUUCGAGUGUCGUGAACCUUGCUGCUACAAGCCGAGCUUUCCGAACUCUCGUCCUAGAGACCCCAGGAGUCUUUCGCCAUCUUGCUCUCUCUCAUAUCAAGGCGGUCCAGUUUGAGAUUGACAAGAUCGACCACGGCGGCGAGAUCUGGCGCAAUGUCCAACUGGACGAAAACCUCACCGAAGAUGACUUCUACUCUGGCCCGCUGAGGGGCAUCUUCUCAACGCUUCGGCGACAGAACAUUCUGCAGAAUGUCCAGACGCUGGUCCUUGACGGCCUCUCCGUCACUUCGGAGCUCUGCCAUGAGAUUAUCAAUGACGCCACCUUCAACGUCCGCAUCCUGUCCAUCCGCGAAGUGAAGAACUUGAACCACGGCAAGCUGCGCCAAACGCUUCAGUAUGCGUGUCGCCCGACCCGGCGAGCAGGUUCUCCCAAGCUCCAGGCACUGUACGUCUUCGGCUCCAGGGACAUGUUGACUGCCUCGCCGCAAUCCGAUGGAUCCGGCAUGUCCAUCAGCGCAGAGUGGAACAAGAAGAGCCAGAGUGCUCUCGCGUCCUCGCUACAGCACCAAGGGGACGUCUGGUGGCACGAAAAGGGCCGCAUCUUCCCUCGGCCGAUCAGCCAGGAGUGGGCCAACUGCAUGCUGGCCUGCCGUGGCAUCAUCGCCUUCGAUGCCGUCCUCUGCCACGGGCCACGCCACCGCAACUCGCCGGCCUACAGGGGCGGAUCGGACCUCGACAGCGCUCCGGCCGUAGCCACCUACUCACUCGCCGGCUGCGAGGGCUGUCACGGCGCUCCUGAAGGUCUCAUUCACCCAGACAGCAGCUCCGUGGCCAAUCUGCCGCUGCUAGCCCCGCUGCCUCUCCUUUCUUCAUCCCUCCGGGCUGCGACCAAACCCAGAGAGCCAUGCGGCUCCUUUGUGCCCAGGUGUAUGGACUGCAUCCGCGAGCGAUAUUGCCUUGGGUGCGACAAGUGGUGGUGCGAGUCAUGCUAUGAGCUUCCCGGCCAGAGCUCAGGGAUCACCAUUGUCGACGACGAGACGAUCAAUAGCUACGGCGAUCUGGAUCUCGCGACACCGACGAUGAAACUCAAGCCACGAUUGUCGAAGAGCUGCUGGGAAUGCGGUAGCAAUUGCGAAACUUGCAUCAACAGCACUCAGCGAGUGUGCAAGAAGUGCUGCGCUGGAUAUUGCCUCGUUCAUAAUGAGGGAUGUUCGAUGAACCACUGCGAUUGGUGCGUGUCCCGCGGACGAGGUCUAGGCCGUCUCUGA
This is a messenger RNA of Trichoderma citrinoviride, 1429 nucleotides long. RefSeq lists its product as hypothetical. Gene Ontology annotation, molecular function: protein binding. NCBI's taxonomy places the organism in Eukaryota, Fungi, Ascomycota, Sordariomycetes, Hypocreales, Hypocreaceae. The transcript has 6 exons. The record is from RefSeq and is a predicted model, not a curated record. The coding region runs from base 20 to 1429 and encodes 469 amino acids.